Populus nigra (black poplar) is the source of this 2558-nucleotide messenger RNA. RefSeq names its product BTB/POZ domain-containing protein At3g05675-like. Bases 948 to 2258 code for a protein of 436 amino acids. The record is from RefSeq and is a predicted model, not a curated record. The transcript has 2 exons. Lineage: Eukaryota; Viridiplantae; Streptophyta; Magnoliopsida; Malpighiales; Salicaceae. Gene Ontology annotation, molecular function: protein binding.
UUUAUUGUGACUUUUCUUUCUAAUUCGGUUUAAUUUUAUCUGCCUAUCUAUCUGCUACUUCACUAUCUUCUGUUUAAAUUUCCUUUUACCUUUGCUUUUGCUGCUUCUCUUUUGCAUUUCCACCCCCACAAAAUUUUAGCUUUUAUUUCUUUCUUGUACAAGAAUCUAGAAUUUCACUUCUUUCUGUAAAAUCUCCAUUAUCUAGAGGAGAUUGUGCAACUCUUGCGUUUUCUUUCUUCAUUCCUGUUGUUUCUUUACCUCAAGAGGUUGCUUAUAGAUGAUGUCAACUUGGUGAAGUGGGUAGCUAGAGAAAAUGAAUUAAAUUGUGGGUUUCAAAGUUGACGGUCAAAUUGCAUGCGUAUUUCAUAUAUGGGGCUGUUUCAUUAUGUCCUGUUUUUGUAUAAUUUUGUGGCUUUUUUAAUCUUUAAUCUCUUUAGAUGAAUAAUGAGUAGCUAUGGAACUAAAUUUGUGAAACCUGUUCUUGUAAAGAUGAUCCUUUCAUGUUUUUGUGUCAAGUUUGAAUGAUCUUGGAUCAAUUUAAGCUUUAGACCGUCAAGCCGUUCUUAUUUCUGUUAUUUGGGUUUUAAAUUGGUUAGGUGAUACAAUUCUUCUAUUAUUGAAAAGGAUUGAUGUAUGUAACUUAGUUGAAAAUACUCGUAGAGUUCAACUAAUCAAGUUUUAGACCAUUUCAAUCUGCAAUUACUUCUAGUUACUCGGGUUCUAAUCUGGUAGUUUGGAUCAAUUAAGCAUGUGAUCUUAAAAGUGACAGCUAACUCAGUAUAUAUAACUCUUAAUAGCGUUUGAUUAGUUUUGUGUUUCUAAUUAUUGCUUUCAAUAUUCCUAAGUUCUUAUAACUAUGCACUUGCAUUUUUUUCUCAUUUAGAUUCUCAUUCGUUUGCAGGAGCCAUAAUGGGCAAAAAAAAUACUUAUAAGUGCUGAUUGCUUUGAUGGAAUCUCCAGAGCCAAGUAGGAUUGGUGAUCGUUCAACCAGUGAUGUUGUUGUCCGACUCCGAACACAUGAAGGCCGAGAUGAUUGGUUUUAUUGCCAUUCUUUUAUCUUGAUAGAAAAGAGCAAAUAUUUUGGUGACCGCCUUUCUGAGAACUGGCCUACAUGCCAGAUCCUUGACUCACGGAACUGUGUUGAAGUUUACUGUGAAGAAUCAGACUUUGAUCACCAUGUCAAUUUUCUACGACUUCUCUAUGUUGUUAUAGAUGGUUCAUUGGAAGACAUAUGGCAUGGUGUGAAGAAUGCCCUUGGCAUUCUGCGUGUGGCUGUGGAACUUGGGUGCCCACAAAUUGUUAAUGCUUGUGUGAACUACUUGGAAGCAAUGCCAUGGGAAGAAGCUGAGGAGGAUGAGAUCCUAAAAAUCAUACCAGGCAUGGGAUCAAAAGCACAACCAAUUCUUGCCCGUGUCCAACCAGUCAAUCCGUCAGCCGUAUUGAGAAUUUUUCUGUCAGCUAUUAAAUUUGCCACAUCAUCACCUCCUUCACCCAUGAAUGACCUUAAAACUACUGCACAAGAGCAGCUCGAAUACAUGCUGACUGAAGAUGAUGAUGCCCCUCUACUAACAGCUGAUCAAGAGGUCAAAUUUGAAGUAAAAGAAUGUGUGAAGGGACUGUUCACCAGAUUUAACAAUAUGCUAGAAGCUCUGUUAUGUGAGCCUAUGGAAUCAGCCAAUGAGAAAGGGAAAAUGCAAUCUUUUCAAUCAUAUCUAUCAGAUUUAUCGUGGGCUUGUCAGAUACUGAAUAAGUUGGAAAUCAUGAAGGAAUUUGUCAAUAGUUGGGUAGGCGCAUCAGAUAAGAUAGUUCUGGUUGUUGAGCAAGCUAGUUCGGUAGCUGAAAUUAUUGAGACAAAGUCGAAGGUUAUAGAGGUGGCAGCAAAGGUUUUAGAAGCAAUAGGAUAUGGUAACGUUAUUCUGCCUACUGCAAAACGGUUUCACAUGGUCAAGGUUUGGCUUCCAUUUGUGAGGGUUACCAAACCUUUAAUUGAUUCUGCCACGACUAAUGCCAAAGAUGCUCCAGAACUUAAGAUUGAUGGUGAGCUAUGGCAGUCCUUAGAAUCCACAUUUGUUUCUAUGGUUCUUACACUGCCAUCAGAAGACCAGGCAGAGAUUUUGACAGAAUGGUUAGGGAAUGAACAUAUUCACUAUCCAGACUUCACUGAGGCAUUUGAGGUGUGGUGUUACAGGUCCAAGGUUGCGAAGAGAAGAUUGGCAGACAUAUUGGGCAACCACGGUAUGGCCAAUAGCACACUUUGACCAUCUGUUUUUUCAUCUUUUUGGUAAGAAUAGUUACAUCGUGCUUGAUCAUAAAUCAUUUUCCUAUCCUUUGCGAAGAUCAGGCUUGGUUUAGAAAGUGUUGUUGACAAGAGGUUCCUAAACUGGGUGCACGAACUUUUAGCUUCUUGUCCAAAAGUGAUUGCAUUCUAAGGUUUGUAAAUGAAGUAAUGUUUAGGCUUCUGUUUGAUUGUAAAUCCGUAAUUGUGAAUGUCUAGCGUAAUCAAACUCGAUAAAUCCUCUGGGCUUGUGCUAUCUUAUUGUCCAAUUUGCUCAUGCCAA